AUGCGUUUCGCCCUUGUUGCCGGAGCCCUGGUGCUGAGUGCUUCCGUCUCUGAUGCGCGCUCUGUCCCACUCACUCCAUCGAAGAAUGCCCGAACCACCUUAGUCAGAACAGAAGCUCUCAACAUCCGGAUUGGAACGCCUAUCCAUCUGUCAAUUGCCAGGAGGUCAUUGAUCCAAGAAAAUGCAACCCAAGCACCACAAGACAUACUUUCACGUCCAAAUGCAGCUGAGGCUAAAUCAUCACCCAACAUGCCCGAACCUCCCCCCAAGAAAUCGGCUCCCAAGCCUGAAGAUGACGGCUCGCGAGUUCAUGCUUAUUCUCAGCCUGAUUCAAGACGACGAUCGAUCCCCAUUACUCCGGUAUCAGCAGUAGCUCAAGGAUCACUUGCCUCGACAAUAGGCGACAAACUUCCUCAAGCUUUUACCAUCAAACUGGCCAAUGCUGAAUCCAACCAGCUUGCAGCAGAGCAACCUUCACCUGUCUACAUCAUCAAGCCAAUUUCCGCCGAAGUAACAACGACUAUUGCGGAGAAAAUCAAGCCAAGCGCAGCAGUCGUCGACGCGGUUGAUAACAUCAAAGAAGGUGGAGAACCUACCACGGCCCUUCUGCGAGCUAUCGAGCACUACCGGGAGGAAGUGUUGCAAGAAAGCCCAGCUGGCGCUGUCACCUCUACGCUUCCAUCGCCCGUCUCCAGCAUCUCUAACAACCUGUCAAUCCCUCAAACCAAAAGAGCCGUAGAAACAGUCACCCGUGCUGUCUCCAGAACUGCUGCAAACCUUUCACCUCUUCAAGACAACACCCCCGCAAUUGGCCCUAUUGGAUCAACUUCUGUCAGCGACUUCGACUCCGCGGGUCUAUCUGCCCAAUAA
Molecule: messenger RNA, 870 nt
Organism: Puccinia triticina
Lineage: Eukaryota; Fungi; Basidiomycota; Pucciniomycetes; Pucciniales; Pucciniaceae
Exons: 2
Coding region: 1-870 (289 amino acids)
Source: RefSeq, a predicted model, not a curated record